GUGCCGGUGCUGGGGGGACGGGGCUGUGCAUUGGACGUCGGACGGUUGGACGUCGCGAAGUAAGUUCAAGUUCGCCCUUGCGGCGAAACCGUUCAGCCUAACACGUUUUGCAAGUAUAAUAAUAACAGAGUCUUAGAUUCAUAGGUCUCACGUUGUGGGGCAGCCAGCACGGCACUAAUAAGGACAGGUGCUCGCGCUCGCAGCUUACACGCCUACGGGCCUCCUGACAGGUACAUAAGUGCUGAUAUUGUAAACGUCUACCGCUAUGAUAAUUAAUUUGACCCUGUCUCAGCCUAUGCGAUGACAUUGGCCUCAGUUAUCGGCCGGCUUGUCUUUCUUGCGGCAGAGAAUUCGAUACUAUAUUUUUGAGAGUGCGAAAUAUGAUAAUAUUCCAGUUACUGCGGCUAUCAUGUUCCAGCCGGGUAUCGGAACUUCGUCGCUGGGGCACCUCGUAUCAGGAGUGCUGGCCAAAUUGCGCAAGUCCCACAACAUGCAAGUGCCGGCGGUGUGGCUGCAGGCGGCUCAUCGCACACACACGGUGUGCCGUCCGCGACCACGUGUCGCAGGAGGGACAGUAGCAGCCUCUGACGGGGGAGCGCCAGUGCAGCAGGCAACGACGUAGGAAUCUGCACGCCGAAAUCAGGGGUGUGGAGGUCGUUGACACGAAUUACAGCUGCACGACUGCGGCGGUGUCAACUGCGGUCAGCGCACUAGGCCCCGGUCAUGGUGAAGACGAUGUGCAGGGCGGCAGCGGUUUUGAUGCGUUAUCUUGAUGUCUGGGUGCGUGUUCGCUUUUGAUGCGGCAUGUUGAUUGAUGUCUGGGUGAUAGGCUUGGCGGCUGCCGCGGCGUUUGACUUGCUAUCCGUGACCGCUCUUUAGUUGCAUUCUUGUUUCGGUUUCUUAGGUUUUGGUGUGGCCGGGCAGCUCUUUUCCAGGCAGCGGCGGCGGCGGCAGCAGCAGCGGGGGCGCGUGCGCGCAUCUUGGUAGCGGAGGGGGCGGGAAAGGCCACGUGGAGGAGGAGAGCGCAGCGCCGCCCAAGAAGCGGCGCAAGCGCGCAGACUCAGGAGCCAGCUGGCGGUGUCUAGGUAGCGGUCCGCGGUGGGGCUGGCAGGGCAUGCGUAGCGGCAUGACAAGCAGUGCGGCUGUUGACAACUGUGCUGCGUCUGGCUGCUGCGAUUGGCUCUGCUGUGGCAUCGCGAGUGCUAGGCAGCUGGUUUGGCUAUGUGCCUGUGGAAACCGACCCCGGCUAUG
Messenger RNA from Chlamydomonas reinhardtii, 1251 nucleotides. RefSeq lists its product as uncharacterized. The coding region runs from base 410 to 622 and encodes 70 amino acids. Lineage: Eukaryota; Viridiplantae; Chlorophyta; Chlorophyceae; Chlamydomonadales; Chlamydomonadaceae. The record is from RefSeq and is a predicted model, not a curated record. The transcript has 4 exons.